AUGGAGAUGUGUGCCAGCAGCAGCAAGAAGAGGAAGCUAAUUUCCCGCGAAGAGGACGAAGCCAAAAUGGAGACGUUCUUCGCUGUGGUGAGAAACAUCCGCGAAACACGUGAUCGGUGGAAGGGUUUGAAGUCAGGUGACAGAAAGAGCAAGAGGGGUGAGAUUAUCACGUGGAAGGAAGAAACUAGAGCUGGGGUUUGGAAGCCAACGUUUCAGCUUGAGGAUUUCGCUGAGGAAGCUCGGCGACGAAACUCGGUCUCAGACCCUAGAGCGUCUCAGAGGGAAAACUGUGAAAGGAAAGAGGCUGAAGAAAAGGAGAAAGUUAGAGGAGCUUUUGAGAACUUUCAUGGCUAG
Molecule: messenger RNA, 354 nt
Organism: Sphenostylis stenocarpa
Lineage: Eukaryota; Viridiplantae; Streptophyta; Magnoliopsida; Fabales; Fabaceae
Source: the annotation of a GenBank genome assembly